CUUCUUCUAUAUUUUAUUUUAAUCUGAUGUGUCAUGGAUUAUCACUGCAAAAUACGAAUGAGGUUAGCCUUGUGCGAGAAGCGUUGUAAUUGUCAUACGUAUUCAUAUCCAUGUAGGCAUUACCUUACAGAAAGUGUAAUUUACAAAGAAUUAAAAUGGCGACAAAAAAAUCUAAAGUGGCAACGAAAGGUAUCAAACAGAUAGUAGAAGAAAAUGUUUCCACUUUAAACUUUUAUAGAAAUAUGAUAUUUGGAGCAUUAGGAACAUAUUUUAUCUUCAUGUUAGCUUUCUUUGAAUUUACAACUUUAAUAAUAACAUUAACGAUCUUUUCUGCAAUUGUAUAUGUUGCAAGUUAUCAAUUUAUGGCAUACAUGGCACGUGCUACUUAUUUAGAAUCUGGGCAGCUUUUAGAUUCUGGGGUAGAUCUUAAUAUAGAAGGUGGUAUUGGAGAGCAUGUUAAAGACUUGAUUAUAUUAACUUCAGGAGUACAAAUACUUUCACUUAUAUCAAAUUAUUUUUGGCUCUUAUGGCUUCUGGUACCUUUAAGAGGAGGUUGGAUGAUUUGGAAACAAAUAUUGUCUCCAUGGUUUUUCACUUUGCCUCAAGAAGAGCCAGAGGUUAAUGAGAAAAAACAACGAAAGCUAGAAAAGAAAAUGGCGAGAAGACAUUGAGGUCUUAGUAUGGUACUAAGUAAAGCUGAAAAGUUAUAGAAUUUACAUUAAUAUAAAAUGUGAUUCAUUUUAUUACUAUUGAACAUAAGACUUUCUAAUGAAGAUAAUCGAGUUAUUCCAUUUGCAUUUUGCUUUGAUCAAGUAAAUGAAAUGACUUGAUAAACAGAUUUAUAUCAUUCAUAAGGAAUAAAUUGUUAUAAACUAAAACAAAUUUCUUUACAAAGGGAUCUCCAUUUGGAGUGUUAGCUUUAUGAAACUGCCACGAAACUAUAAUUAGAAUUCUUUGCUGUAAGAUUUAUACAGGCUGAUUCAAAAUAAGUGGCGAUAAUUGUAGAAUUUAUAGCUUCAUGAAUUACCAACAAAUUUCAAUUAUUUUUCUUUAAUUAAUGAUGUUAAUAGAAAACUAUAUCUUGCAACACAUAUUUAAAAUGACCUUCGUAAAAUACGAUUUUCUAUUUGCGUCAUUAAAUAAUAAAAAAAGAAGAUAAUUAAAAUAUGUCAAUAAUUUAUGAAGUUGCAAACUUUGAAAUUGUUGUCAGCUUUUUCAGAUUGCUCUUGUAUAAACAUUUAUUGAUAAAAAUGGCAAAUUAGAAAAUUCACCUGAUAUAAAAUUAUUAUCAAUAGUGUAAAAAAAAAAAAACAAUUUAAACAAGAUUUCUAUUCCAAGUCCAAUCAGACUAAGAUCUAACAUAACUACUGAAUAAUUUGUUUAUAUUUAUUGCACUGUUUUUAUCAAAUUUAUACAUUUUUUGGUGUCAUUUUGAUAUCUCUUAUGUAAAUAAUCGUGCUACACAGUGCAUAUAAUAUUACAGUUAUGCUAAUAUAUCAAAUAAUGUAUUCCACAAACCAUUCUUUUUAUACUGCUUAUACAAAGUGCAAGAAAAGGGGAUAGUUUAUUUAAAGGGGAAGGAAGAAUAUUAUUGAAUAAAAUAUGCAAACAUAAUUAAAAUCUAUGUUAUUUCCAUAGUACAUAAGUGCAGAAAAUUUGCCAUUGUGAUUCAAUAUUAUUAAUAUUACUUAAUUAGAUAUUUUGUAAUGUUUAAACAAACGCGCUAUUGUUUAAACAAUUAUAUAAGCUUUAUAAUUAUAAAUAAUUUAUGAAUGGUAUAUAUAUAUGCCUCAUGUGAAAGUAAAAUAAUCUAAAGAAUUGUUUACUCAAAUGUAUGAACAUGGACUAAAAAAAUUGCGAUGUUGGUUCUUUGAAAUUCAAUGGUAGACUGACUUGUCAGCUGUUAAAACUGUUCAGAAAUCUAGAUUUUCAUUAUUGUUUAUAUCAUCGGCCAAUAUCAAUCCCAAGUUUAAAUUCGCAUUUAAUGCAAUUUUAAAUUAUAAAUAUUUUUAUGAUUACCUCUUAUGUUAAUAAUUAUACGAUAUUUAAACAAAUAUGCUUUUAUUUAAACAAUUACGUGAUUUCGAUUAUUGUAAAUUAUUUUAGUACAAUUAUUAAUUAUUAAUAAAUCAGAGAACAACCAUAAUAUAUAUGUAUGCGUGUGUAUGUGUGUGUGAGAUUAAUAAUUUUAAUAAAUAUAAAACAAUCGAAAUAAAUAAUUUAAAUGGAUAAGCUUAAGCUUGGACGAUUGUGAUAUUGUUUGCUCGGUAUCUAAUCGUAAACUGAUUAUUGUUACCUUAUCAAAAUCGCUUAAAAGUUCGUCUUCGUUAUUAUUUAUAUUAUCGAGCAGUAACAAUUCUCUUCUACUUUGAUAUUCACACCUAAUUAUAUUUCACAUUAAAAUUAUACUUUCUAUCUAAGAUGCAUUAAUAGAUAAUAGAAAUUUGUUAUUACUUUUUACUUUAUAUAUAUACUAAAUAGAAGUAUUUAUUAUUUAUUUAAUAAUAUUAUUAAAUAUUUAUUUAAAUUCAAAAAUAUUACAUUUUUAUGAUAUGUAAUGUUAUGGAUUAUUAGAAACAUUUUCUAUAAUUGUAUUAUUAAAACAUUUAAAUUAGUCCUCAUGCAGUAAUGAUAUUAAAAUUUGU
Messenger RNA from Vespula vulgaris, 2645 nucleotides. Its product is annotated as transmembrane protein 208. The coding region runs from base 156 to 671 and encodes 171 amino acids. NCBI's taxonomy places the organism in Eukaryota, Metazoa, Arthropoda, Insecta, Hymenoptera, Vespidae. The record is from RefSeq and is a predicted model, not a curated record. Gene Ontology annotation, biological process: vacuolar protein processing. Gene Ontology annotation, cellular component: intracellular membrane-bounded organelle. The transcript has 5 exons.